AUGCAGUAGCCAAAAUCAUAACAGCUAUCAGUCUAGGCACAGAAAGAGAGAGAUCGCUUAAAGGCUUAACGGGAAGGAUAAUUAAAUAAAAAAGAAUAGGCUUUGAAUAAGUUAAGUGAUGAAGAAGUCGUGGCCUAACUUAAAGCCAAAGGACUGGGUGUGUAUGGAACAAAACAAGAAAAAUUAGAGAGGUUAAAGAAGGCAAUUGGGAUUGAAGUAAGCAAAUGCGAAUAGGUACCCUAACAGCAAUAAAUACCAGUUCAGUAACCGCCAUAACCUCCAAAAGGGUCGGUGGUUGAUAACAUAAAGAAAAUGGAACAGUAGAGGGAAGAGAGAAGAAAAAACAUGUAGGAAAUGAAAAGGGAAAAGGCUGAAAGAGAAGAGUAGAAUCAAAUACUAGGUAAAAAUAAGCAGACUUAAAGGAGGAUUGAUAUAAGAGCAUCAAACAACACAAAAUAUUUUAAAUUAUGUGUAUGUGUUAGGAAGAGACCCAUCUUCAAAAAGGAAGAGGUGGCUGGGGAAAUAGAUGCAAUCAGUUGUGCUAAUCCGAUGAUUCGAGUACAUGAAUCAAAAUUAAAAGUAGAUGGCAUUACAAAAUAUAUUGAAAAUCACGAUUUUUAAUUCGACAACACUUUUAGUGAAGUAGAAUAAGGAAAGGAUAUAUAUGAAGUAAGUUUGGCACCAUUAAUGGAAUUGUUGGUCAAUUAAGGUGUGGUUACAUGUUUUGCCUAUGGAUAGACAGGUUCUGGAAAGACCUAUACAAUGAAAAGCAUUCAAGAACUAUUAGCAAUUGAUCUAUACAAGUUGAUUAAUGCUUCUCCAUAACUCAAGAUUGUGGUAUCAUUUUUUGAAAUUUAUGGAGGAAAAUGUUAUGAUUUAUUAAAUAAUAAAGCACCGUUAUAAAUUUUAGAAGACAAAAACAAUAAUAUACAAGUUUAAGGACUUAUUGAAAGGCCCUGCGAAUCUGAAAAUGAAUUGUUCUAACUCAUGGAACUUGCCAAUUCUGUAAGAACUACUCAUGCAACUGUAGCGAACGAUACAUCAUCAAGAUCACACUCCAUUUGUUAGAUAAUGAUAAGAUAGGGCUAUGCUGAUAUGGGAAAACUUAUCUUGGUAGAUUUAGCAGGAUCAGAAAGAGCUUAGGAUACUCAAUCAAACAAUCGACAGAGAAGGUUGGAGGGAGCUGAAAUCAAUAAGAGUCUUUUAGCAUUAAAGGAGUGUAUAAGAGCCAUGGAUUCAGGCUAAGGUCAUGUGCCUUUCAGAGCUUCAAAGCUUACUUUAGUAUUGAGAGACUCAUUCACAGCAAAAUCAAAUAAAUCUAGAAUUAUUAUGAUUGCAUGUAUCAGUCCUGGAAGCUCCUCAGCUGAUCAUUCAUUAAAUACGUUGAGAUAUGCAGAUAGGUUAAAAGAUAAAUCAAAUUAAGCAAAAGUAUAGUUAGAGGAAAGGGAAGUUUCAAAUGAAGAAUUAUUAUACCGAUAGUAAUAACAAAAUAUGUAUGAUAAUAAACCAUAAGAAAAUAACAAUAAUAAUAACAAUAACAAUAAUAAUAACAAUAACAAUAUUAAUAACAAUAAUAACAAUAACAAUAAAUUAGCAUAAUAAGAUAAAUAAAAUACUCCAUUAUAAUUACCAAAAAUUAAUGAUGCUCGAAAUUAGAAUAAUUAGAAUGCUGCUAAUGUGAAAAAGAACUAAUCUCAAGGACCGGAUAAAGAGAAGCCGAAAUCUCAACCUGUUCCACCACCGAAAUAAUCUAAAAGAAUAAAUUCAGUGCAAGAGGAUUCUGAUGACGAAGUCGCUUAAGAAGAGUUAGUUAAUAAAAAAAAUGGUUAAGUUAAAGAAGAUGUAAGAUGCAUGAAAGAAACAAUGAUGAAAAACGAGUAAAAUAAUGCCAAUGGUAAUGGGAAUGAAUUUUUUGACUUUCAUGAGAAGGUGAAUACGAUUUUCGAAGAAUAAGACGAAAUCCUUAAUAUCCAUAUGGCUGCCAUUAAAGAAGAUGCAAAAUUUUUGUAGCAGGAGAGCGAGUUGAUUCAGUAUAUAUAGGGAUUAGGCUUCGUGGAUUAUGAUGUGGAUGCUUAUGUUGGUAAUUUGGAAACUUUUAUUAAGAAGAAACUUAAAAUCUAUAAUUUGUUAAACAAGAAAUUGCAAGUGUUCAAGACUCACUUGAAAGAGGAAGAGGAGAUCAGUUCAAAGAUGAAGAAUACAUUCUAUUAUUGA
Paramecium tetraurelia is the source of this 2214-nucleotide messenger RNA. RefSeq lists its product as uncharacterized. The record is from RefSeq and is a predicted model, not a curated record. The transcript is spliced from 6 exons. Lineage: Eukaryota; Ciliophora; Oligohymenophorea; Peniculida; Parameciidae. Gene Ontology annotation, molecular function: microtubule motor activity; ATP binding; microtubule binding. Gene Ontology annotation, biological process: microtubule-based movement.